AUCAGGAGCUGGUACAUCAGGCUGGGCAGCGGGCAGAGGCACGUCAGGCUGGGCAGCGGGCAGAGGCACGUCAGGCUGGGCAGCGGGCAGAGGCACGUCAGGCUGGGCAGCGGGCAGAGGCACGUCAGGCUGGGCAGCGGGCAGAGGCACGUCAGGCUGGGCAGCGGGCAGAGGCACGUCAGGCUGGGCAGCGGGCACCGAGUCAUCUGGCACGACACCGGGCCAUCAGGCGGGGCAGCGGGCACCGGGCCAUCAGGCGGGGCAGCGGGCACCGAGUCACCAGGCCGGACCACGGGCACCGAGUCACCAGGCCGGACCACGGGCACCGAGUCACCAGGCCGGACCACGGGCACCGAGUCACCAGGCCGGACCACGGGCACCGAGCUGGAUCGGGUCAUCAGGCUGGAUAGCGUACACUGGGUC
Messenger RNA from Staurois parvus, 423 nucleotides. The record is from the annotation of a GenBank genome assembly. Lineage: Eukaryota; Metazoa; Chordata; Amphibia; Anura; Ranidae.